Messenger RNA from Artibeus jamaicensis (Jamaican fruit-eating bat), 2132 nucleotides. It is a transcript of the gene SPARC, whose product is annotated as secreted protein acidic and cysteine rich. The record is from RefSeq and is a predicted model, not a curated record. Lineage: Eukaryota; Metazoa; Chordata; Mammalia; Chiroptera; Phyllostomidae. The transcript has 10 exons. Gene Ontology annotation, molecular function: protein binding; collagen binding; calcium ion binding. Gene Ontology annotation, biological process: anatomical structure development. The coding region runs from base 122 to 1036 and encodes 304 amino acids.
GCCCAGAGCUUCAAGUGGUUUCCUGUUGCCCGGCUCUAAACCCCUCCACAUUCCUGCAGACCUUCAGACUGCCAGAGCGACUCGGCCUGUUACCUUCCUGCCACUGAGGGCCCCCAGCACCAUGAAGGCCUGGAUCUUCUUUCUCCUCUGCCUGGCCGGGACGGCCCUGGCAGCCCCCCAGCAGCAGGAAGCCCUGCCUGACGAGACAGAGGUGGUGGAGGAAACCGUGGCUGAGGUGUCCGAGGUACCUGUUGGAGCCAACCCCGUCCAGGUGGAAGUAGGAGAAUUUGAGGAAGGUGCCGAGGAAGCCGAAGAGGAGGUGGUGGCUGAGAACCCCUGCCAGAACCACCACUGCAAACACGGCAAGGUGUGCGAGCUGGAUGAGAACAACACCCCCAUGUGCGUGUGCCAGGACCCCACCAGCUGCCCUGCCCCCAUUGGCGAGUUUGAGAAGGUGUGCAGCAAUGACAACAAGACCUUCGACUCUUCCUGCCACUUCUUUGCCACCAAGUGCACCCUGGAGGGCACCAAGAAGGGCCACAAACUCCACCUGGAUUACAUUGGACCCUGCAAAUACAUCCCCCCCUGCCUGGACUCCGAGCUGUCUGAGUUCCCCCUGCGCAUGCGGGACUGGCUCAAGAAUGUCCUGGUCACUCUGUACGAAAGGGAUGAGGACAACAACCUGCUGACCGAGAAGCAGAAGCUGCGGGUGAAGAAGAUCCAUGAGAACGAGAAGCGCCUGGAGGCUGGAGACCACCCCGUGGAGCUGUUGGCCCGGGACUUCGAGAAGAACUACAACAUGUACAUCUUCCCCGUGCACUGGCAGUUCGGCCAGCUGGACCAGCACCCCAUUGAUGGGUACCUGUCCCACACCGAGCUGGCCCCACUGCGCGCACCCCUCAUCCCCAUGGAGCACUGCACCACCCGCUUUUUCGAGACCUGUGACCUGGACAACGACAAGUACAUCGCUCUGGAUGAGUGGGCCGGCUGCUUCGGCAUCAAGGAGCAGGAUAUUGACAAGGAUCUCGUGAUCUAGACCACGCCUCCGCCGGCAGUUCCGGAUUCUCUCUCUAUCCUGCCCCUCCCCGUCUCCCCCAAUGUUUAAAAUGUUUGGAUGGUUGGUUGUUCUGCCUGGGGACAAGGUGCUAACAUAGAUGUAAAUGAACACAUUAACGGUGCUAAAAAUGGAAGUUGUAACCCAAGUCAUGACAUUCUUAGUUGGAACUCUGCCUCUUGCUCACCCACUAACAGUCCCAUUUUCCUCUGGCCAUUGGAAGCCCUGUCCAUUGUCUUCGUGGCAAAUGGCUGGGAACUUCGAUCUGCUCGCAUCUGCCUUGGACAUGCACCGCAUCUUCAGAUUCGCUCUCGGUUCCUCUACUUCAAACUAAUGCUCACUAAGUCAAACUUUUGUGUUAAUUUUGUUUCAGGACGUUGGCUAUAGGGGUGGGGCUGGGGGUUUUUCCCUACGUGGCCUGAAGGGGGACAAAGGGAAGUGAGAGACCGUGGUUCUGGGACUACAGGGCUGGUGGGAACAGCUGAGAACCAGUCUCGUGUGCAGGGCCUGCCCUGAAAGAACCCGAGGCUGGGCUGGGAAAGAACAGAAGCUCCCAUUUAAACCCAGUUCCUCACCGUUUCCCCCGUCAUCUUUCAGUGCCUUUUUUUCACCUUAGGCUGUUCCAGCUUUUUGGGAGCCGUGGACCAUCACUUCUUUGGAACCCACCGAGCCUGGUGGGCUUCUCCCCUCCUAAGUGUCUGGGAGAAGCGAGACUGGGGGCUGUUUCAGCCACGAAAGCUGAAAUCAAGGGUGAGGUGUAGAAAGUUGCAAAACAGAAAAAGUGGAGUUAGCAGAUUGGUUUUGUUUUUUGAGAGGUUUUUUUCUUUUCAUUUUUGGAUGGCUGUCAUGAGGGGUCUUUCCCUCGCUUUCUAGCAUGUUCCUCCUUCCCCCUUCUUUUCUUUCUAUUAAUCAAGAGAAACUUCGAAGUCAAUGGGAUGGUCAGAUCUCACAGGCUGAGAACUCAUUCACCACCAAGCAUUUCAUGAAAAAGCUGCUUCUUAUUAAUCAUGCAAGCUCUCACCAUGUUGUGGCGAGUUUGACGAAUCUUUCAAAAUAAAAGUAAUGAUUUAGAAACUGC